UUUCAACGCCAUCUAAAGUUGGCCUGCAAUCGCCGCCAUGUCCAAGCGCUUUCAGAACCUAAGCAAAUAUAGGAAUUCAGUCUUGUCUGCAGCAAAGCGUGAGGAGUGGUGGUCGUUACCCAGCGGCUAUGUAAACACCUCAGGCGACUCCACCCCGGUCCAUGCCAGCGCUGAUCUCGUUGCAUUUCGCUCGGGACCCUCUGGCACCGCAGUCGGUGUUCUUUCGUUGAAACAUGCCGGCAAGAUUGCGGCGGGUGCACCCACUGUGCAAGCAGGCUCUGGGAUGAUAUCUGAAGUCCAAUUUAGUCCAUGGGACACGCGGAAAGAUACUGAUGUCCUAGCAACGGCGGGAGAUGAUGGUACUGUUAAAUUCUGGGAUGUUCCGAAAACCGGAUUGACCGACAGUUUGUCGAGUCCAACAUUUAUGCGACGCUGCCAUGAGCGACGCGUUGAGAAUAUGCUCUUCCACCCCACAUCCGAAGGGCUGUUUACAACGUCUGGGCUCGGAGAGAUCAAAAUCUGGGACGUAAGAGCGGAAGAGGCAUCUUACACCAUAAUUGCAGGAGAUUUUGUUCAAUCGAUUAGCUGGAAAGACGAUGGUUCCCUCCUUGCGAGCGCGAGUAAAGAUAAUAUACUGCGUGUGUUUGAUCCGCGUAGUGCAGAAACGGCUAUAAUGUCAGGUCAAGCCCAUACCGGCGUAAAGCCAACAAAAGUGAUCUGGUUGGGCAGCUCUGAUUUGAUUUUGAGCACUGGAUUUUCCCAACGAAGAGAUCGAGAAUUUGCCAUAUGGGAUGCACGCAACCUGUCGUCUUCAUUAUCUUUGCACAAAAUUGACACGUCGCCGGGUAUCCUUACUCCCCUGUAUGAUGGCGAUACCGGUAUGCUAUUCCUUGCGGGCAAGGGGGAUACCAGUAUACGCUGGUGGGAAAUCAAAACAGACGAUCUAUCGUCCCCGGUGUCUCCCGGUGCCCUUCCGUACAACUCAAACGCAGUGUAUACCGCCGCGACUCUUGUGCCCAAGCGAGCUCUAAACGUCAUGGAAUGUGAAGUGAAUCGUAUUUUGACCCUUGCUUCAGACGGCAGUGCUAUUAUUCCUAUUUCUGUGACAGUGCCAAGGAAAUCGCAUAUUGAAUUCCAUUCGGAUAUCUUCCCAGAUACCAAAUCCACUUCUCCCCCUCUGACGGCUUCCGAAUGGCUGAGUGGUAAAACGAAACUUCCGGACCUUGUUAGUUUGGACCCAAAGAAACUUCCGUCCGUUGACAAGAUCCCAGUCGUUGCAUCUAUCCCACUCGCGACGCCCUCCGUUUCAACGCCUAAAAUGGUCAUUGGGGAAUCUUCUGCCAAGGAUUUGCAAUCAGCCACGCCGACUCCGUCUCAAAGCAAUGCGACUCCUAGACCUCAGCCCAAGUUCGUUGUUCCAAAACAGUCAGCCUACCGCUUCCUGAGCGGGAAAUGUCAGCCUAAAUACGAAGAUUUGAGGGGAUUAAGCACCAAUUUGACUGGGGAAAGCUCGGCAUUGGAGGCACACGAAAGACUUUUAGCAUUUCCAAUGGCGGGUCCUGGUGGGAGGGUUGGCAUUUGGCCUACGAAUAAAACUGGCCGGCUACCGUACAAGAUUCCCGCCAUAAUAUGUGGAGCUGACUUACUGGAUUUCAAGUGGAAUCCGUUUGAUAAAAAAUGUCUUGCGACAGCUACUGAUGACGGGAAAGUGCGCAUUUGGACCGUGGCUGAAGAUGGAAUCGCAGAUGAUGCUGUGGAACCGUCGCUCUACUUUACAGCCCACACAAAUAGAACCAGUCUCCUCCUUUUUCACCCCACUGUCUCGAAUCUCUUGUUGACUGCCUCUCCAGAACAAGGAUCACCAUCCGUGAAACUUUGGAACUUGAAAACUCAAAAGGAGAUUGCAACAAUACCGCAUCCGGAUGUGGUUCUUGGUUGUGCUUUCACACUAGAUGGAGAGAGAGUGGCUACUGUGUGUCGUGAUAAGUUUAUACGUGUAUUUGAUGCCCGGACUGGGAAGGAGCUGCAGAGUGGACCCAGUCACGAGGGAGUCAAAGGGUGUAGAGUGCUUUGGUUGGGUUCUACUGGUAGACUGUUGACCGUUGGAUUCGGCAAAGCCAGCCAACGCGAAAUCAACAUAUACGAUGAACAGAACUUGUCAUUUCCACUCCAUUCCAUUACCAUUGAUACCUCACCCUCGCUCCUCCUUCCCAUAUAUGAUGAAGACAUCUCAGUGCUUUAUUUAACGGGACGGGGAGAAUCGUACACGCUUAUUUAUGAGAUAACAGACAAUGGUCCAAUAUUUUUGACGAGAUUUGAUUCGCCCGGCACGCAGCAAGGCUUGUCCUUCCUGCCGAAGCGAUCGUGUGACGUGCGUGAGAUCGAAGUUGCAAACGGAUAUCGCAUCACGCAGUCCGCUAUUGAAACAAUAUCGUUCACGGUACCGCGGCUCAAGAAAGAGUAUUUCCAAGACGACAUUUACGUUCCAACUCGGGAUGUGGAGAAACCACUUCUGGACAUUGAUGAAUGGCUCAAGGGAGAAAAAGCAAUUGCUGACUUUAUUAAUCUGGCUCCAUCCGACAUGAUUUCAUUAUCCCAGGCGCCCGUUGAAGUCAAAGUCGAGCGACGCGCACAGGUGUUGGAGCAGGAGCAAUCUGAAUCCGAGAGGGCGGCCGCUAGCAUGCAACAAAUGUUUGAGCGAGCUCGGGUGGAUGCUGAAGAAGAAAAGCUACCCCAGGAUGAGAUGGAGGGAGUGGACGAUGAUGAGUGGGAUGAUUAAUGUAUCGUAAAGUAAACCAUACACGAAAACUUGGGUAGAUAUUAAACCUCGGUUCGCUAGUAAUAAGAAUUUAUAUGUUGGUCGGUCGAAGUGUUUUCAAGAUGGGUGGACGUCCAGCCUAUAAGCCUACUUGUUUUCACCCAAAAAGUUUCCUGGCCUCCAUCCAUCCUUCUGUGAACA
Spizellomyces punctatus DAOM BR117 is the source of this 2959-nucleotide messenger RNA. RefSeq lists its product as uncharacterized. The coding region runs from base 38 to 2779 and encodes 913 amino acids. The transcript is spliced from 15 exons. Lineage: Eukaryota; Fungi; Chytridiomycota; Chytridiomycetes; Spizellomycetales; Spizellomycetaceae. The record is from RefSeq and is a predicted model, not a curated record. Gene Ontology annotation, molecular function: protein binding.